Molecule: messenger RNA, 3948 nt
Organism: Lepisosteus oculatus (spotted gar)
Lineage: Eukaryota; Metazoa; Chordata; Actinopteri; Semionotiformes; Lepisosteidae
Source: RefSeq, a predicted model, not a curated record
CCGAGCUCAAAAUCUCAGGGCCAGCAGCAGCAGUAGUGGGAUGCACACAGCAAACCGCAAACUUGCUUCAUAAAUAUUUAGUGCUUCGUUUACCGCAAUGAAAGGAGAAAUGCAUGCUCCCAAUCGCCGUCCCAUUCUUCACAGGGAUGAGGAAAUGGGGAAAACAGAAAUAAAAGUUUCGAUUGGCAACCGUUAGCCUCCCACGUGAAGACAGCACUGCGCGCUUUCCCUCGGUGCUGAAAACGGAAGGAACCGCGGUGGGCAAGAGUGGAAGUCGUUCCAGUACCUCAGCAGCGAGGACAUUGUCAAAGCAACUGGGGCAGGAAAUCGAAUAGAAAGUAUCCAACACCGGACGCGCCGCUGACUGGAAAACACGGGCUGAGUGUGGUUCAGGAAGCUUGAGGGCAGGAGUCGUUCUCUCACCAGGCCUUUGGAGAACUCUGGCCUACAACGUCCUGCUGCUGCCAGGCCCGGUCAGGACUGGGUUCCUUAAGGAGAAUCGAGGGCCCCACGCAGAACACAGAUCUGUUGAACAGCACCAGCACCAGCUGUGCGAGGACAAAUCUGAUCUCGCCAAAAUAUCCAACCUGACGCGCUGUAUGUCGGCUGUUUGAGAUUGUUCAGUUUAGUCCCUUCUCUAUAUUCUAAGGUUCUAGAUUUUCUAGAUCUCCCUUCACCACCAUGUCAAAGGAAGACUUGACCUGCAAGGUUAGCUCAGUGUAUAAGCACAAGGAACGCAAGCCCAAAAAGCCGCACUACAUCCCACGACCGUGGGGCAAACCCUAUAACUAUAAAUGCUUCCAGUGUCCCUUCACAUGCAUGGAAAAGUCCCACCUGUACAACCACAUGAAGUACAGCCUGUGCAAGAACUCCCUCUCCCUGCUCAUUGAGUCUGAAUGGCCCUACAAAAAGGGCAAUCUCCUACACCCUGAACUUCGACCUCUACAGCCGGGGGCACGCCUCCGAGGGUCAGGUCGCGAGGAGGUGGAGUCCAGCCCAGUUCCUGUGGACCAAUCAAAAGCCGCGCAGUCAGAGGUCCCCUUUGGGGGGGAGGAGCCAGAGGAAGGUGAGGAUCCAAUCGACAGGGAGAGAGGGCAAGGGGAGGGACUAAAGGAAACCCUGCCCACCAAAGAGGCCAGAGACCAAACUGACAACGGCCCCCGAAACACUACGAAGAGGCCCAAACAAACAGAGGCCGAUUUUGUUAUCACAGAUGUCUUCUCCCUUGAAGACCAGCUUCUCAAUGCCCGGGCGGUAGAGGUAGAGGCUAAGCUGAAGCACUAUAAACUUUCUAAGACCUGCCUGACUGGUCCCAGCCUCCUCUCGGAGCAGUGGCGUCUGCUGGCAACCAGCCACAGGAAGGCAAACGCAGAAGGUUCACUCGCGGAUGGCGGCUCCAUGUCCUGCUACCCACCCGUGCAACCCUUUGCAGAAUGCCAGGAAGCCCCUGCGCUGAAUCUCUCAGUCCUGGGUGUCAGUUACCCCCUAAGCCCAGGCCUGUUUUCGUACCUCAACCCCGCAGUGCCUGGAGCAACCCCGGCCCACGCCCAGCUUGCCCAGCUCCCUUUCCUCGCAUCCGCUGCACAGCUCAUGCACCCUCCUUCCGGGUCCGUGCCCCCCUCGGAAAGGUCCGUCCUGCCACCUCGCUUCUACUACCCUCUGCUCUGCGAACAUGCGUUCGCAGCCACGCAAGACUCCAGCAAGGGCGUCAAGCCCGGGCGACAGUCCCCAGCUGGGCUGGAGCCGAAGGCGCAAGCGAGCUAUGCGCCCAAGAUUGGCCUGUGGAAGGUCCCCGCCUUGCGCCCCAGUACCAACGGGGCUCCCCCAGCUCUGUGGGCCUCCCACCAGCAGGUUGCGGGGUCAGCUGAGCCUGGCUACGGGGCAGCAGAAGAGAAGUCCCACCUAGCUGCAGGUAAGGACAACAAGAUGGGGUUUUGGAGCCCCAAGGAUGUCCCCUCGCUAAGAGAACAGAACGCCAAGAGGACCGGGGUGCCCCUGGAGAAUCAGGAAGGCCCCCAGGAGAAGAAGCCUUUUCUGGGAAGCACACGAGACCUUCUCAAGAACACGCACGGUGCCCCAUCACUCACUGCAGGAACCGAAAAACUCCUCUUUCAUGGCAGCACCUUUCGCACCUCUCUUCUGCCAACCAGGCCUGCAGGGGAAUGGCACUCAGACAGCAGAAAGUGUCCAGCAGAGGGACAAGAGUCCAGAGGCCUCCUGCUAGAGCCUUCAUCCCCUCUGAAGCCUGGGAAAGCGAAGGACAGAUAUUCAGGGAGGCGGGAGGAGUCGGAUGCGGCAGCCGGGCUAUUAGGUGACCUCUCCAAGGCCCUGCAGGAGUACCAGGAAGCUGAUCGCAAGAUCUCUCACCUGGCGAAGGAGGACAGCCCCGGCCAGCGCUACCUGAGGGACCACCUCUGUAAAAUUCGCAGUGAGCUGUCGCACAUCCACCAGGCACUGGAGAAGACCACCAGGCAGCAUGAAGGACCCCUGGACCUCUCGGUCAAGAAGGCUCUAGACUGCAAAGUGGUUGGCAGCGGGGGAGAAGGUCAGUGUUCAGAAGGCAAAGGAAGCAUCCUGGGGGAGACGGAAGAGGAGGGGGAGGAGGAGGAGGAGGAGGAGGAGGAGGGAGUCCCACUGGGCAGAAAACUCCUGUCCCAGGAAAGCUGCUGCCAGGCUGAAGAUGUCAUGAUCAAGAUCAGCCACUCUGAGCUGGGUGACACGCAUCCGGGCGCUGUGGUCAAGACGGAGGUGGUGUCACCCAGUAGUCUGGGCAUCCGGCCGCCCCCCGUCGAGGCCCUGUGGCCCAGCAGGACGACCAAAUGCGAGGCAGACUCCAGCGUGCUCCUGUGUCCGGAUGGUCGCUCGGCUCCCUUGGUCUUCGCCGACUUUACCUCUAGUGCCAAGACACUGAAGAGGCCCUCGUCCAAAGAUCACCCCGGGGAGAUGCUGCCACCUCCCAGCCCCCUCACACCCGGCGACCCCUAACAGCUGGUUUUCCUGCAGACUGGUUGACAUCGGCCACCCAUCUCGCCGCUUGGAGGGAUCCAGCUCAGAAGAACAGCUAAACGUAGGAGGUGGCAAGGAAGAAUCGUGGUUACAGCAGCCCAUUCACUGCAACUGUAGUCCAUGUUCUGGUCGUAGUUGUUGGACUUUGUCAUGACUAUUUGAUGUGCUGCUGUCCGUGGUUUCUGUGAUCAAGAGUAUUGAUCUACAUACAGAACUUCAGAGACUCUCUCAAGACAUGUCAGAGGUUCAUGUGAUGAACAUUGCUCCACGAAGACCAUGCAAGACUUCUUAGCAAGGACAUACUAGCUGAGUAGUUGGUGUACUGUAUCUGGGGUACUUAGAAACUCCAUAGGCUGCUGUUAUUGAUUUGAGAGUUCUGUAUCUUUGUCAUGGGGGAAAAAUAGCCAAAACCGAUCAUGCCUGUUGAUAUUGAAGAUGCCAGAAGACAACCUGCACACACGGACAUAACAAAGCAUUUCCUGGUCAAAUUCCCUCCAUUACCACCUUUUCAUGCUGAGCACUCAUUCAGUACCUGCAGUAUGAAAUGGAAAAGGGUUUUCCGUCUCGCACUAUAGUGUUGCUGUGUGUAAUUCUGAUGUAAUAAAAGACUAAAUCAAAGUCGGGCCACUCAAACAUUCAAUAGCCAUAUUACCAUACCUGUUAGGUCCUAGACAAUGGAAAAUACCCUGAUGCAAGAUUCCAGCUGAAAAACACGUGAUUUCUUUCCAGGACGUCUAGGAUGAGUAGGCAAUGACCACGAUUCUUUUACCUUCGUUAAAAAGCUUAACUUGUAUAUACAUUCACACAGUGUUUGAUCUGUAUAAAGUAAAUCUAUGAGAGGGUCACCCUUGGAACUCCUGACCUGGAUGUAUGACCCAGGAGCGUGCAGACAAUCUUUCAGAGACAAGCUUUUGUACUUCCUUGAAAUUAAACAGAAUUGAA